Molecule: messenger RNA, 3170 nt
Organism: Zingiber officinale
Lineage: Eukaryota; Viridiplantae; Streptophyta; Magnoliopsida; Zingiberales; Zingiberaceae
Product: cysteine-rich receptor-like protein kinase 25
Exons: 7
Coding region: 395-2998 (867 amino acids)
Biological process (GO): protein phosphorylation
Molecular function (GO): protein kinase activity; ATP binding
Source: RefSeq, a predicted model, not a curated record
ACCUACCACAAGCUAAGAUCCUUUGACUUUAUCAUUCUGGUGUUAUUUUAACAAAUGCUUGCGUGUAGUGACUUCUCAAUCACAAACUUGCAUUCCCUAUCAAUAUAGUUUCUGUCACAUCAUGAUUUGAGAAGUAUCUCACUAGGUUUUACAAAAAUUCAUGGACACCAAUGAGUUGCUUGACUCGAUAUUUUUUUUUCCAUGUCCUGACUAUUUUAUUGAUAGAGAGGAAAAAGACUGUAAUUGAAAGAGAUUUCCUGCUAACAGCCUUUCUUUCUUUUUCCCAUUGAGGGGAAACAUACUUCAACUUGUUAUUGGGAAAAAGUGGCAAGUGGAUUGAUUGUGUAUAUUCCUCUAUUGUAUCUUCUCUUUUUAACACAAUAUUUUCUGAAAGAUGUUCAGGAAAGAAGAUUGGAGCUUCCUCCACUUUCUAAUUCUAUAUUUGAUCUUCUUCAAUGUGCCCAGAACUUGUGCUGUCAAUUUCACAACUAAUUGCAGUGAAGACCGAUAUGAUCAAAGCAGCGGCUUCGGUGAAAGCCUAACCAGCCUCUUCUCCUCUCUUAGGUCACUCUCUUCCACCUCCAACUGCGCGAAUACCACCGCUGGGGCCAAUAGCAACACUGUCUAUGGGUUAUACAUGUGCCAGGGUGAUCUUUCCCAUUCUGACUGCCACAGUUGCAUCACUUCUGCAAUCGGUGUCAUCAACCAAAAUUGCUCCAACUCACGCACAGGCAUCCUCUGGUAUGAAUUCUGUCAGCUCCGAUACUCUGACCAUAACUUCUUUGGUAUCCCUGUUACUGAGGGGCACUUCACGAUUAAUCCCAAAGAGGAAACCAGCUCAAAUAAGCCAUAUGAGGUGCUGUCUAGUUUGGUGCAAGUGGCUCCCUUGAGUAAGCCACUCAUGUUUGCAAGGAAUGUGUCAAACAUGUAUCCUUUGUUUGCUCAGGCACAGUGCACUUCAGAUCUUAGCACGGAAAAUUGUAGCAUGUGCUUGAGAACCAUCUUGGAAGCCAUCAAGAGUUGUUGUAUUCAAAGGAAAGGGUGGAGAUAUUUUACUCCGACUUGUUUGGUUAGAUAUGAACCAACACCCUUCUUUGGCAACUAUCCGAAUGCCAAUUUUACCUAUAUCAUCCGAAGUCGAUGUUUGCCGCAUAAUUUCCUCUCGAGUGAUAUCAGCAGCAGGGAGGCCAGCCUUAGAAGUCUUCUUUCUGAUUUGCAUUCCAGGGCACCUACAACUGGCUUUUACAGCACCUCUUCAGGAGAAAACUCUAACCAGCUAUUUGGACUGGCUCUCUGCAGGGGAGAUCUUGCCACACCCAGCGGGGAGUGCACUAACUGCCUUGAUACAGCAGGUGCUGCAAUAGUGGACGAGUGCCCCAAUAAGACUGAAGGAUUCAUGUGGUAUAGUCAAUGCUUCCUAAAGUACUCGGACCAGAACUUCUUUGGCAUGCUGGAUAACAAUGGCAGCAUAUACUGUGAUAACGGGCAGGGGUCCUCAGAGAUUGAUGCAACGACAAAUGCAAAGGCUCGUAGUCUCGUUCCAUUUGUAGUAACUAAUUCGUUGAUGUUUGCUGCUGAUAAGGUUGCAAUCAACAACACAUUGUCAAGUUAUCUCCUACUUCAGUGCACUAGAGAUCUUUCUAUUGAUAACUGUCAGUUAUGCUUGGAGACAGGGAUCUCUACAGUGACUACUGCAUGCAAGCUAACCAGAGGGUGGCAGUACCUGUCUGGUAGCUGCAAUGUAAGAUUCGAGACCUUUCCUUUCUAUAAUGAGACUGCUGCAUCGAGAGUACUUGAGCUGCAGCCUGAAGGAACAACAAGAUCGAGAUCACGAAAGGUCAAAAUCAUUGCAAUAAUUCUUCCACUCGUGGGAGCAGUACUUCUGGGUCUGUUUCUAUGGUGUGCACAACAGCUCAAGAGAAGAAUAGGUAAAAGGAAACAUAAACUCGAUGACCACAAGAGCCAAAAAAGUAGAAGCUUGAUCUUCAUAGAUUUGGCUAGCAUAAAAGUUGCUACUAAUAAUUUCUCUGAUGAAAACAAGCUUGGAGAAGGUGGAUUUGGACCUGUUUAUAAGGGAGUCUUCCCUGAUGGAAGAGAAAUAGCAGUUAAAAGGUUAUCACAAGAAUCCCAACAAGGUUCUACUGAAUUCAAGAAUGAGGUGGAGUUAAUUGCAAAGCUUCAGCACAAAAAUCUUGUUAAGAUGUUAGGAUGCUGUGUAGAAAGGGAAGAGAAGCUACUAAUCUACGAGUACCUAUCCAAUGGAAGUCUUGAUAGUAUUCUCUUUGCGGAUCCCGACAAGCGUAUUCAGUUGGACUGGGAGAGAAGAUUUCACAUAAUUUCAGGUAUUGCCAAGGGCCUUCUCUAUCUUCAUGAAGAUUCACUUCUCAAGGUCAUUCACAGGGACCUUAAGUCCAGCAAUGUUUUGUUGGACGGCCAAAUGAACCCGAAGAUAUCAGACUUUGGAAUGGCAAAGAUUUAUCAGCCAGAGGAUAAUGAAGUGGCCACCAGAAGAAUUGUUGGAACUUAUGGGUACAUGGCCCCAGAAUACGCCAUCCAUGGAGUUUUCUCGGUCAAAUCUGACGUAUACAGCUACGGGGUUCUACUCUUGGAAAUUGUAUGUGGGUUAAAGAAUGGCAGAGCACAUUUUGCUGAACACGGCAAGAACCUUCCGCGGCGAGUAUGGGAGCUCUGGAACGAAGACAAAGCAGCUUCAAUAAUCGAUCCAGUGCUCAAGAUCAGUUGCUCAACUGAUGAAGCACUGAAAUGUAUCCACAUAGCCUUGCUAUGUGUGCACGAGAAGGCCGAGGAGAGACCUACCAUGUCCGAAGUUGUUCUUAUGUUACGAACUGAAGGCAUGGUGCUUCCUAAACCUAGCCAACCUCCAGACUUUGCAAGGCGGAGUUCUGGGUCAGAUGGUUUGCUGUUUGCAUCAGUAACACCUCCAUCAUCACUCAAGUCUAUCAAUGAAGUGACUGACACUGUGGCUAUUCCCAGGUAGCAUAUUGUUGAAACAAAUUAUAUUGUGUUACUUUGACUGUUUGACAUACCAGAAUCACAUUGUGUCCUUCCAAGAAAUUGAUGACAAUUUGUGCUGCGAUGAUGGAUUGUGCUGUAGUAUCAUCGAUAUGACUGAAUGCCAAUGCAAAACAAAACCCAUUGCAGGGAUUCAA